Hylaeus anthracinus is the source of this 3793-nucleotide messenger RNA. It is a transcript of the gene smg, whose product is annotated as protein Smaug homolog 1. Gene Ontology annotation, biological process: regulation of DNA-templated transcription; nuclear-transcribed mRNA poly(A) tail shortening; negative regulation of translation. The record is from RefSeq and is a predicted model, not a curated record. Gene Ontology annotation, molecular function: protein binding; translation repressor activity; mRNA binding. NCBI's taxonomy places the organism in Eukaryota, Metazoa, Arthropoda, Insecta, Hymenoptera, Colletidae. The transcript has 9 exons. Gene Ontology annotation, cellular component: P-body. Bases 288 to 2132 code for a protein of 614 amino acids.
GAGACGGCGAACCAGUGUGGUCACGUAGGCCCACCGUACCGCAUGGUGGAUAGAUGUUUCCUUUAACUCAACGUUGUAUAAAAUGCUAUAAUUGUGUAUUGUUGUUAUUUUGCAAGGGGCACAACGAUCCAGUGGAGCAGCCAUCUCCAGCCUUGCACACGAAUAUUGGCACAUGCCGGUCAUUAUUCGAACGUUGUUGGAAUACAGUUAAAUCGUAAUCUACGCAUCUCUGAAGAAAGUGGAGCUUUUGAUAUUUGCUCCUUGACAUCUAAAACACUGUAAAAAAAAUGAAGUGGUCACCGGGUGCUCUGUUCUGUGAACAAGUAGGUGAACUCACUCGAGUGUUCUCACAGUGGAACGAAUGCGAACAAACCGUGGUUCUAUAUGCUCUACUUCGUCGCAUUCCUGCAGUUCAAGCUAGGUUUCUUGCACAAGCAGUGCAGCAUUCCUUGCACUCUGUUUCUGAAUUGGAUACACAGGAAUUAAAUGCCAAUAAUCCAGCAUUCAUUAACUCAUUGCUCUCAGAGUCGACAGAAGUCGCUAUUAACCAACUGUUAACACACCUACCACUAUUAAGGCCUGGGAAUGUAGAGUGCAAACAAUGCUACUUAGUAGCGAUACCAGAAUUAGUGAGCCAUUGCGUAACUACAGGGCAAUAUACAGAGCAGACUCAACAACUCUUAAGUUAUACUUUGAUCCAUCCAGCUAUAACUAGUCAAGAUAGACGUUCUUUGACUCAGUGGCUUAGACAUCUCGAAGAACGUAUUAGCGGUACACCACCGAUACAUAGCCUCGAGGAAUAUACCAAUACUACUAUUAGGUGGGACAAUACGUGGCAGCGAAAUUCUAAACAGCAACAAAAUGAUCAGACAACUUUGUUUGGUACACAACCAGGUACUGCCUUCAAUAUGCAGUUUCCCCCGCCUGUAUCUCGUCAACGUCGAUCGAAUAGUUUAACACCACCAGUCGCUCCUCCUCAUCAUUUAGAAGUUGUCGAUCGCAGUAAUAACGUAAACUGCACAACUAGACACAAGCCACGAAGUUUCAGUGUCUCUGGAGACCACACAAGCAAUCUUAUCGGAUUAGGGCCACUGAGUCCUCAAAGCUCUUGCGCGAGCAGCGGUAGCGAAGGGCGCUUAGACGAAGCUUCUAACUUAUCGCUGGCUAGUGGUAUGAGAGAUGUUCCAUCAUGGCUUAAAACCUUACGUCUUCAUAAGUAUAGCUAUCUAUUUGUUACUCUCAGUUACGAGGAAAUGCUUCAAUUGACAGAAGAUCAAUUAGCAGAGCAAGGAGUGACAAAAGGAGCUAGACACAAAUUAGCCCUUUCAAUCGCGAAAUUGCAGCAGCGUUACUCGACGCUCUUAAAUUUAGAAAAAGAUUUACUCCAACCGACGCGCGAUAGUACACAGUCGACAUCAUUCUUACAAGGGCCAACGGUGCUGGUCAAUACUAUCGACGAAUUAAAAUCAAUUCUAGCUACACCUAUGAAACCAAGUCAAGAAAACGAUCCGCAAGAUAUACCAGCGCAAUUCAGCAAGGUCCUUGGCAAACUGUGUAGCAGAAUGGCAUUGGAUAGCGUGGAUGAUGGCAUUUUGUGCGCUUGUAUUAACAUAUUAGAGAAAGUAUUGCAGCAUGAUUGCUUUACUCCAAACCAGAAGGAAAAGGUUCAACAGUGGCGUAGCAGGCUCGGAAAUCCACGACCUACUCCGAAGUGGCAACAUAAUUACGGAUACAACAACAGAAGAUACUGUAACCCGCAGCAGCACAAUAGAAAACCAAGUCUGAAUUUGGGACACAUUCAUAAUACGCAUCCGCAAAAUAAUUCUUUUGUGGUCAGCCCUCACAGAAAUAGUAUAUCUACUCCGUAUUUACAAAAUAAUCAGAACCAAAGUGUAAAUCAGAAUACUUUACGUCCAGUCCACGCAGCCGAGAAACGACCUAGUUUACAAGAAUCUAGUUUACAGCAGUUACAAAGAACGUUACAGCGUACAUACAGUGCACCGAGGGAUCAUUUCCUUGGCCACUCUGGGAACAACACAUCCGAAACAACGGAACCGGAGAUCAAUUCUCGUCUAGAAUCUCUUUGCUUAAGAAUGACCGAACAGGCGAUCGGUGGUUUCGGCGAGGCCUAACGAAUUCUUCGUUUCGUUGACUGGAUCUACACAGUAAGUCCUGUUUGAAAAAAAGGAAAUUUUUUCUAAAGUGAUACGCGUGUCCUAGCUGCGUUUCUUUUUUUUUUUUUUUUCUUCAAAGCCGAAAAAGCAAGACUGACUUUCGUAGAUCUUGCGACAAAGAGACCGACAGCGACGAUAUAUAGCGCUGAGACAAGUGCGCGUGUCCCACAUGCACACAUUCACGCUUUAAUAGCCCCUACCAAAUGAAAGAAAAUGUCCGACAUUUGAGACAUUACCAAGGUAACUCGAGUUCGCGGCGUUCACGAAACGACACGCGAGAACAAAAAAAAAAAAAUGAAAAGGAAAAAAAAAUAAUAUUUUUUAUUAUACCCGAUGCAAUUAUACUAUUUAAUGAAACUGACAGAAUUUGGCAAGCCAAAUGCUAUUAGGAAGAUAGAUUCUUUCCUUGACUAUUUGCUGCAUCUAUAUAAAUGUAUUAUAUAAAGAAUAUAUAUGUAUACACAUAUGAUAGAAUUUUAUGGGAAGCGGAUUAAAUCGUAUAACAUAUAUAUGUGAAAGGAAAAAAAAACAAUGGGGGACGAAAAAGGUACACCACAAUUAUUGUGCGAUGUUUGCAAUAUUAUUUUUCGUGUUAUCCAUUUCGGGAAAUGGAAUUCGUCUGAUUUUAAGCGCCAGGACACAUUAUAUAUUAAUGUAAUGUAAUUCAUUUUAAUGACUGACUGAUUUUUACUUCUUUUUUUUUUUAUCAUUAUUAUCAUUAUGUUUAUUCUCCUCUUAUUCAUCGCCGCCGCUGUUGCUAUUUACCAUUACUAUUUUCAAUUAUCAUUAUUAUUUUCAUCGACAGCUUUGGCCACUAUUUACCAUCAGCGUCGUCAUUACUAUACGCCCAUUACUAUUAUUACAAUCAUUAUAAUUAUCGCUAUUAUUAUCACUAUACAAAUCUCCAACGCCCGCUGUUGCUAACCAUUUCUACAAUCAUACGACUAACGCUCAUUAUUCCGUAUCCUUUUUACGCUGUUAUUAACUUUCAUCGUCUGUCGUUACCGCUGCUUCUACUAUUACCAAUCCUACCACACUAUACUAUCCCCUACUACUCUACUACCGGUAGUGUCGCUACUAUUACUACUACAAGUACUGCUAUUACUACUAUUAUACUAUCUCCACUAUCACUGUAUUAUUACUGUAAUUCUCUCUCUAUGGAGGAAUCAUACUUAACAAGAAAAAAAGUUCGACAGUUCGUUACAUGCUUUUAAAAAAAAAAAAAAGAGGGACGGGCGGGAUGGGGUAAACAAGAAAAAGAGAACGAACAACGUACACGUUUUUAAAAAUUCAUCUCUGCUAUACCGAGAAGAGAUAAACCUAAACCAGCGUGUAUGCUUUGUAGUUUGCGCACAGAUCUCGUGAUUUUUUACACUCGUAUGCGAGAGUUACCAUGUUUCGGAAAAGAACGAUAUAAAGGGGAAGGAAUCAAGGAUUAAAAAAGAAAAAAAAUUAUGAAAAGGCGAAAAUGAUUAUAUACAAUAAACGGAUUUUAAAGGCCUUAAGGACGUAUUAAGCGAACGUAAAGGGUAUAAGACUAAAUAUUAUACGUAGACGACGUUGUGAAACGAUGGAGACACGUAUAUGUACAUACGUAAUAUAUAUAUAUAUAUUUUUUA